This is a messenger RNA of Amyelois transitella, 1446 nucleotides long. RefSeq names its product protein obstructor-E (gene Gasp). Lineage: Eukaryota; Metazoa; Arthropoda; Insecta; Lepidoptera; Pyralidae. The record is from RefSeq and is a predicted model, not a curated record. Bases 73 to 861 code for a protein of 262 amino acids. The transcript is spliced from 5 exons. Gene Ontology annotation, cellular component: extracellular region. Gene Ontology annotation, molecular function: chitin binding.
ACCCAUUCACCCGCCCGCAGUCUGUGCUCGAACGUUAAAGUGUCCACUUCUCCUGUGCAAGGACUUACAAACAUGAAUUCACGGUGUUUAGUAGUGCUAGCAGCCGCCCUCGCCGUGGCGGCCGCCCAAGAAAGUUUUAAAUGCCCAGACGACUUCGGCUUCUACCCACACCACGUGUCGUGCGACAAAUACUGGAAGUGUGACAACGGAGUCGCCGAGCUGAAGACCUGCGGCAACGGCCUGGCCUUCGACGCCACAGACAGCAAGUACCUCACCGAGAACUGCGACUACCUCCACAAUGUAGAGUGUGGCGAGAGAACGCAAUUAGAGCCUCCAAUCUCAACACCUCACUGCCAGAGGCUGUACGGUAUCUUCCCCGAUGAGAACAAAUGCGACGUGUUCUGGAACUGCUGGAACGGAGAGGCCUCCCGUUACCAGUGCAGCCCUGGGCUCGCCUACGACAGGGAGUCCCGCGUCUGCAUGUGGGCCGACCAGGUCCCGGAGUGCAAGAACGAGGAAGUAGCGAACGGUUUCUCUUGCCCCGCGCCUGGUGAAGUGUCCAACGCCGGUUCCUUCAGCCGUCACGCCCACCCUGAAGACUGCCGUAAAUACUACAUCUGUAUGGAGGGAGUAGCCCGGGAGUACGGAUGCCCCAUUGGUACAGUCUUCAAGAUCGGAGACUCUGACGGCACUGGCAACUGCGAAGAUCCCGAAGAUGUUCCCGGAUGCGAGGACUACUACGGGGAUUUGGAUUUGAAGACGAUCCGCAAGAGCGAGCUGCUAGCUGGUCUGCAGCAAGACGGCAGCUCCAGACCCACACAGCCCAAGCAGCUCAAACCCCGCCCCCAGAAGGAGAACUAAACACCUAUCCCCACCUUAACCUUUAAAAUACUCACAUAAUUUAAAGCAACCAAACUUCUUCACACAUCACGAGUAACAAAUCCUGGCCGAAUGUAAAUUUAAAAUAAAAGUUACUCGUGAUGCGCGAAGCUUUACUUCAGGUUCAAAUUUAAAAUUUCGAAUUUAGUGAGGUAUUUGUAUUCGUUUCUAGUUGCCAAAUACUUUAUCGUUUUAGCCUUAGUACAGUUUCAUGAGGCCGGUUAGGAUAUUAGUUGAAUCAUACAGCGAUAGAUAUAUUUAUUUUAUAUUGUAUUUAGCUUUGAUAGUAUCUCAUAACGUAACAGAACCGGUGUUAAGUUCGUCUCGUAACUGUAUUUGUAUAGAAAUUUUUGUACCUAAUAACAAUAAGAGCAGGUUUGCAUUUAAACGAAGUAGUUCUGUGUAAAACUUAGAAAUCGCACAUCCUGAAUGUAGGUAACACCCAUGACUUUGUAAAUAUUUUAGUACUGCAUUAUUUCGCUGCGACUGAGUGUUGUUGUUUGAUAGAAACUGUAAUACUUAAGUUUUAUUAUUAGUGAUAAAAUAAAUAAAAGAUAAAACAUUAAA